Psammomys obesus (fat sand rat) is the source of this 1975-nucleotide messenger RNA. It is a transcript of the gene Wdr5b, whose product is annotated as WD repeat domain 5B. The record is from RefSeq and is a predicted model, not a curated record. Lineage: Eukaryota; Metazoa; Chordata; Mammalia; Rodentia; Muridae. The transcript has a single exon. Gene Ontology annotation, cellular component: Set1C/COMPASS complex. Gene Ontology annotation, molecular function: histone binding. Bases 240 to 1226 code for a protein of 328 amino acids.
UCUCCGCGAGGUGGCCUGGUCUUUUAGCAGCGUCCUGCACCAGGACCCAUGCGUGGACCAGUGUGAUCUCUGAUGCUACCGAGAAAGCGAGAGGGGAGUGGUCCGUAUCUUGCCGCCGGUUCGGUACCGACUCUAAAGACGAGUCCACGUUACCGUCAAAACUGUGCGCCUUGGAACGGCAAGUUUAUCUUCUGUAAGGUUCGGGGCCGGACGCCUGCGCAGACUGUGGCGUCCGAGCCAUGACGUCCGAGCAUCUGCCAGCAGAGGGAGCGCUGUCGGCCCCCCCUGGCCCACCUCACAAGGACGAGCAGAGAAAGCCCAACUAUACCCUCAGACUUACUCUUGCUGGGCACUCGGCGGCCAUCUCGUCAGUUAAAUUUAGUCCAAACGGAGAAUGGCUGGCAAGCUCCGCAGCUGAUACACUAAUUAUAAUUUGGGGAGCAUAUGAUGGGAAAUGUCAGAAAACGCUCCGUGGUCACAGUCUGGAAAUAUCAGAUGUUGCCUGGUCUUCAGAUUCUAGUCGUCUCGUCUCCGCCUCAGACGAUAAGACUCUAAAAUUAUGGGAUGUGAGAUCUGGGAAAUGUUUGAAGACACUGAAGGGGCACAGUGAUUUCGUCUUCUGCUGUAAUUUCAACCCACCAUCCAACCUCAUCGUUUCCGGAUCUUUCGAUGAGAGUGUGAAGAUAUGGGAGGUGAAAACGGGAAAGUGCCUCAAGACUUUGUCUGCUCACUCAGACCCCAUUUCUGCCGUACAGUUCAAUUGUAACGGGUCCUUGAUAGUGUCAGGGAGCUAUGAUGGUCUUUGUAGAAUCUGGGAUGCUGCAUCAGGCCAGUGUUUAAAAACACUCGCUGAAGAAGGUAACCCUCCCGUGUCUUUUGUAAAAUUCUCUCCAAAUGGUAAAUACAUUCUUACCGGAACUUUGGACAAUACUCUUAAACUGUGGGAUUACAGCAGAGGCCGAUGCCUGAAGACAUACACGGGCCACAAGAAUGAGAAAUACUGUAUAUUUGCCAGUUUCUCCGUUACUGGUAGAAAGUGGGUUGUUUCUGGGUCAGAGGACAGCAUGGUUUACAUCUGGAACCUUCAGACGAAAGAGAUUGUACAGAAGUUACAAGGUCACACGGAUGUCGUGAUCUCAGCAGCUUGUCACCCUACAGAAAACGUCAUUGCCUCAGCAGCAUUAGAAAAUGACAAAACAAUUAAACUGUGGACCAGCGACUGCUAAGGUCUCCGGCAGUCGAUGAGUAAAGCCAGAUAAAAACAAAAUUGAAAGGGUGUAGUCUUAAUUUUUGGCAUGGUUUUGUGGUUCUUUUCAAAUUUGUCUUUGAUUCGUAUGGGUUUGAGACAUUUUAAUUUGCAAAAUGAGACCACUGUAAAAGCAAGUCUAGGACCUAGGGCUUCUGAUUCCUAAUCUCGAGGCCUGUUGGGAAUCUCUUAUGUUCACCUCUUUCUUUCAGUAGCUUUCCAGAGGGGGAGGGUUUUUUGAGUAUCCAGAAGGUUGGCAGAACAGGAUGACUGAGGGGAGGAGGGACUUGCAGCUUCUGGUUUGGGAGGCCAUUAAUUUUAAGGACACUGACAAAAAGACAGUGAGAGGAUUGGAGAUGUUAUUCUACAGAUGGGACAUCAAAUUGCCAAAUUAAUCUAUCAAUUUGGGGUCAUGGUCAGGUUUGUUUUAUGAAUCUUAACACUCAUCAUCAUGUGUGUUGUGAAGGUCAGAGGACAACUCUCAGGAGUAGGUUCUCUCCUUCCAUCCCGGGCUCCAAGUAGUGAAUUCAGGUCAGGCUUUUCCGGUAGGAGCCUUUAUUCACCAACUCUUACAGACCCUUAAAUUAAAAGAUUCUUAAAUUUAAAGAAUCUCAGAUUGUUUUUGAGACAGGGUCCUACUAUGUCGCCGUGUAGGCCUGGCUUCCAGUAAACCAGGGUGAUCUCCAACUCAUAGAGACCCACCAGCCUUUGCCUCCUCAGGAAAAAAAA